This is a messenger RNA of Manihot esculenta (cassava), 1044 nucleotides long. RefSeq lists its product as uncharacterized. NCBI's taxonomy places the organism in Eukaryota, Viridiplantae, Streptophyta, Magnoliopsida, Malpighiales, Euphorbiaceae. The transcript has 4 exons. The record is from RefSeq and is a predicted model, not a curated record. Bases 1 to 1044 code for a protein of 347 amino acids.
AUGUCUAUAGAAGACAUUGUUCAAUCCCUUGCUAAUAGCACUCUUGCUUUUCAACAGGAAACGAAGUCAAGCAUUCAAAAUUUGGAGAAUCAAAUGAGCCAACUUGCUACAUCAGUAAGCAAGCUGGAAUCACAAGGGAAACUGCCUUCCCAAACCGUGCCAAAUCCAAAACAGAAUGUAAGUGUAAUUAUGCUGCGAAGUGGGAAGGAGUUAGAAUCUGCCAGCCCGAAGAAGCUUGCCCAAGGCAGUAAGGCAGACCAGAAGGCAGAAGCAGAAAUAGAGAUUCUAGAAGAGAAUCAGCCUCAAAAAUAUGAGGAAGAACAAUCCCCAAUGCAGGUAAUACGUCCACCUUUUCCUAAAAGUGUUCAAUCAAAAAGAGAAAAGGAAGAGAAAGAGAUCUUAGAGAUCUUUCGCAAGGUCCAGGUAAACAUACCCCUUAUUGCGACUUUAAAGCAAAUACCCAGGUACGCGAAAUUUCUAAAAGACCUUUGCACUAAUAAAAGAAAAUUGUAUGGGCACGAAAAGAUUAAAGUAGGAGAGAAUGUGUCAGCUGUACUCCAAAGAAAAAUUGCACCAAAAUGUAAAGACAAAGGUCCUUUGAAACAAUCAGGAGUCACACUCCAACUCGCCGAUAGAUCAAUAGUUUAUCCUAAAGGCGUGUUAGAGGAUGUUUUGGUCCAAGUGGGAAGAUUAAUUUUCCCAGCUGACUUUUUUGUCUUGGAUAUGGAAGAUAACAAUUCAUCCAACUCUACAGAUUUAUUGCUAGGAAGACCAUUCCUUAACACAGCUAGAACGAAGAUCGACGUGCAUGAAGGCACACUUUCAAUGGAGUUUGAUGGAGAAGAGGUAAACAUAGAUGUAGUUGAUCCUCUCGCUCAAGAAGUCUUUGAACUAAGCAAGAAAAACAAGUUGGAGAUUGGAUUUUCUAGGCAAUUCGAGACUUUAGGGAACCUUUUUGGAGAUGGCCAGCGCCGCCUCCUCCGCCAUCCACUUCCUCGCCGGAUGCAACCACAUGCCAGCGUUUGCAGAUGUGAUGAGUUAUGA